AUGUUGGGUUUGGAGGCUCCCAUUCUGGUAACCGGAGCAGCGGGCAGAGUUGGGGGUGUUGGAGGGCGUGUGGUGGAAUUACUGAGAGCUGCUAAUCUGCCAGUUCGAGCACAUGUACGGCAGGAUGACGACAGAGCAGAUCAAUUGCGUUCUCUGGGUGCAGAGGUCGUCGUAGCCAAUCUAUUGAAAUCAGAAGAGGUGCUUCCGAUUCUCCAAGGCUGUCGGAAAAUCUUUUUCUGUACCAGCGUCUCUGCCGAUUAUCUAGAGGCAACGGUGGUGAUGGCUGCGGCGGCAAGAGCUACAAGUGAGAUCGAACUCCUUGUCAAUAUGUCUCAAAUGACAGUUGCAGAGAUGGAUCUUACCCAUACAACGGACUCGCAUCAGCACAAGUUGCAAUGGUUGAGCGAGCAAGCACUGAACUGGUCUGGUGUGCCAGUGACGCAUCUUCGACCAACUGUGUUCCAGGAAAACGCGCUCUUCUGGCAAAUACCUGCUUCCAGCAUUAAGCAGUCUGGGAUUAUAAGAAUGCCCUUUGGGCGAGGCCGUGUCUCUCCCAUAGCUGCCAAUGACGUUGCCGAGGUUGCCGUGAAAAUUCUGCUUAAUCCAAGCCAUUAUGUCGGCCAAAGCGUGGAGCUGACUGGGCCAAAGUCAGUCGACAUGUUUGAGCUCGCCAAAGAGUAUUCGACUGCAACUGAGAGCUUAGUUGAAUACAUACCAACUGAGUUCGACGUUUGGACUGAGGAGGUGUUGAAAGCUGAGGUAUUACCAACACAUGUGUAUAACCAUAUUUUGACUAUGGUUAAACUCGUCGCAGCCGGGCGUUAUGAUAGAUAUACGGAUUCGGUUGAAACAAUUCUUGGUCGUCCGGCAGCGUCUAUCUCAUCAACUAUACACCGGGAUCCUAGCCGGUUCCUGAAAUUCUGA
Molecule: messenger RNA, 924 nt
Organism: Trichoderma virens Gv29-8
Lineage: Eukaryota; Fungi; Ascomycota; Sordariomycetes; Hypocreales; Hypocreaceae
Exons: 1
Coding region: 1-924 (307 amino acids)
Source: RefSeq, a predicted model, not a curated record